Messenger RNA from Papilio xuthus (Asian swallowtail), 2158 nucleotides. Its product is annotated as UPF0396 protein. The transcript has 6 exons. The coding region runs from base 121 to 2121 and encodes 666 amino acids. The record is from RefSeq and is a predicted model, not a curated record. NCBI's taxonomy places the organism in Eukaryota, Metazoa, Arthropoda, Insecta, Lepidoptera, Papilionidae.
ACGUCUUUGAUCUUACAAUCUAUGACAAUUUUCUGCUUGGCUUGAAUGAAAGAAUCCUAUCAAAUACCGUAAAAUAUACUUUUUAAAUAAGUUAUACUGACUUACAACAAAAACAAUAUAAUGGAAACAAGAUUAAAGCAGUUAGAUCAACUGCGUAGUUUUGUAGGAGGAGUUGAGAAAGAUUUGACAAUGAUACUACAAAAUUUGCAAUGGGAUCGAAAAAACCUUUUAUCGGAUUUGGCAAUGGAAACAUGCCGCUAUAAUAACAACCACAAACUGCCCCUAGAGAAGGUGGAAUUCCACCAAAAGAGGUGUUUCAUGAAAUUGCAAGGCUAUUCAGAAGAUGAUGAAUUGUUGCCUGAACCCUUGGACAUACAUGCAAAUACUCUCGUUAAAUUAAGUACUCAACAAAUAAUUGCAAUACUGAAUGAUGCAUCAAGAUGUGACCCAAUGUUUAAGAGAGGCAACAAUUGGGAGUGUCGGUCCUCGGAGCCGUGGAGCCUGGCGCGGCUGCAGGCCACGUACACCGCCGACGAGCGGCGUGCCGUACACGAUGCCGUGGUGCGUGCUGUGCCCUCCUGCCAUGAUCUUGCAGAUUUGGCUUUGCCCAGCUGUAGUAACGAUGAGGGAGCGAGUAAAGUGAAGUCCCGUGUGGAGAUCCUGGCCGAGCUGCGAGACAUGAGACGUCGCCGCACCAAGUACCGCCAAGCCGCCAAGACACGGAACUACUCUGACGUUCUAAGAGACGUUAUUAAAACUCAGAUGGAGUCCUAUUCGGGAACGUCGCAGUUUACUGAACAGUCUAAUGAGAAUAAUUCGACAAAUGAUGAUAUUUGUAUUCAAAAUGAUUAUUCUAAUCAAUCCUCCUCCAGGGACAGACAUCGUGAUACUUAUGUUUCCAAUAGAGAUAUAAGUGGAGAACGUUCCGGUAAUUAUUACAAGUCACACAGUCGAGAAACGAACAGAUAUAAUUCAUCAAGACAACGAGAUCGAUAUCAUUCAUACAAUCACGAGAAAUUUAUUGACAGAGGUACAGAUUCUACAAAAGAAAAAGCUUUUGAGUCCAAAGACAAGAAUACAUCGUCAAGUUAUAGAAGAUACGAGAACAAAGAAUAUCACUUAAAACAUAGAUCGGAAAUAAAUAUUACAGAAACACAAACACGAAAUAGUUACAAAAGAAAGAGGAGUAAGGAAUGUUACACUUCCGACGAGUCAGAAUAUUCUAGAACAACAGACAGAGACUCAAGAGACAGACGAAAAAGUCGCAGACACGAACGAUCUCCCAGUUAUCACAAUACUUACAGGAGGAAAGCGUUUCUCAAAACGGAAAGAUCGGAUUCUCCCGAGAGAAUAAGAUCUGGAAGAACUCGAACUUCGCCAGCUCAUACCCAUAUCAAACAAGAGAAAGAUUCACCGGAUAAAGAUGAGAAUCCAGAUUAUGGCAACACUUCUAGGCCCAUAAAUGAAGGGAAUAACGGAACAAGUGCACUUUUUAAAGUAGAAAAAACUGAAACUCCAGACCUUCGGCGCAAUUACAGUCGCUCUGAAAGUCAACCUUCUGAUUACACGGAAGACAAAAACAGGGAGGAUAAGGUAACAAUAAAACAAGAAAACGAACGCAACACAGACAAAGAAAUUGACAAUAACCAAGAGAAAAGUAGAUAUUCUGACUCUACAUCCAGAGAUAAACAAUUAAAAAGUACAAGUACAAGGAUUGCUUAUUUCGAAAAAAGUUUAGGAAAACAACAUAGAGAAAGAAAUUCCAAUAGAGGGUAUGAUGUUCCUGUUAAAGAAUAUACUCGAAACCCCGAAACAAAAAGUAGAAAUAGAGAACAGGAAAAGACCGCGAUUUCUCGUAGGCAGGAUCAUCACAAAAGACGUAGUUCCAGCGCAUCAUCAAGUGGCAGAGCUGAACGUAGGCACGACAGCCGAACUCAUGACAAAUAUAAUACCAGAGAAUAUAUCAACUCUAGUUGUACAAGAGAUUACAUGAGAACGAGUGAUUCAAAUAUAUAUUAUAAUAAAUGUAACAGUUUCCGUGACAAAGACAACACGAGAUAUGACGUCAGAGACAAAGAAACAAGUUACGACGAGAGACGGAAACGCAAAAAAUAUUCUUAAUUAACAUCAUUAAAAUUGUUUAAGAAUAAAUAAUUCA